Coregonus clupeaformis (lake whitefish) is the source of this 1994-nucleotide messenger RNA. RefSeq lists its product as uncharacterized. Bases 172 to 1461 code for a protein of 429 amino acids. Lineage: Eukaryota; Metazoa; Chordata; Actinopteri; Salmoniformes; Salmonidae. The transcript is spliced from 10 exons. The record is from RefSeq and is a predicted model, not a curated record.
UUAAGCCCUGAGGUUUUGUGAAAUGAAAGUGAAAAACAUAUUUUCUGUAUAGUCAUACGGCACAUCUGGAGAGAAGUUUGUGUGUUUUUAAUGACUAUUACGCAUUGCUAUUGAUAUUAAUUUAUCUGAUAUUUUUUUAUCUGAAGUGGCAGUUUUGACGAGUAAGGCAAAAUGGCAGAGUCCAGUGUUCAUAGUAAGUCAAGGAUGGGGAAAUUAUGCACCUGUGUCAUAGGUGAUACUUUCAAUUCUGAUAAGGACUUGAUAAGACAACUCAUUGUCCGAGGAAACUGUACUGAAGUGUCAGUAGCGGAGAGUGAUGUCAUCAUGAUGAUCUGUCCUAUCGUCAGUCACCUUGGACCUCUUGAUCUUGAUAUACAACUGGAGGUGGUCUCAGAAUACCUAGCUGGUAAACCUGUCGUUCUGGUGGUGCUGCAUGACACUUUCAACCCAGACUCCACUAUACCUGACAGCAGCAGACUAGUGACCAGGGGUGAGGUAAUACUCACAGUGGACUGUCUAUUUAAUCACAGAGGACUUCUGGACUGUCCUCGCAAUAAAGAAGCAGUCGGUAUGAUUCUGAAGAGGCUAAACGUACAACCAAAGCAGGAAUUCACAGAAGGUGAGCCAAGGAUGGGGAAAUUAUGCACCUGUGUCGUAGGUGAUACUUUCAAUUCUGAUAAGGACUUGAUAAGACAACUCAUUGUCCGAGGAAACUGUACUGAAGUGUCAGUAGCGGAGAGUGAUGUCAUCAUGAUGAUCUGUCCUAUCGUCAGUCACCUUGGACCUCUUGAUCUUGAUAUACAACUGGAGGUGGUCUCAGAAUACCUAGCUGGUAAACCUGUCGUUCUGGUGGUGCUGCAUGACACUUUCAACCCAGACUCCACUAUACCUGACAGCAGCAGACUAGUGACCAGGGGUGAGGUAAUACUCACAGUGGACUGUCUAUUUAAUCACAGAGGACUUCUGGACUGUCCUCGCAAUAAAGAAGCAGUCGGUAUGAUUCUGAAGAGGCUAAACGUACAACCAAAGCAGGAAUUCACAGACGGUGAGCCAAGGAUGGGGAAAUUAUGCACCUGUGUCGUAGGUGAUACUUUCAAUUCUGAUAAGGACUUGAUAAGACAACUCAUUGUCCGAGGAAACUGUACUGAAGUGUCAGUAGCGGAGAGUGAUGUCAUCAUGAUGAUCUGUCCUAUCGUCAGUCACCUUGGACCUCUUGAUCUUGAUAUACAACUGGAGGUGGUCUCAGAAUACCUAGCUGGUAAACCUGUCGUUCUGGUGGUGCUGCAUGACACAUUCAACCCAGACUCCACUAUACCUGACAGCAGCAGACUAGUGACCAGGGGUGAGGUAAUACUCACAGUGGACUGUCUAUUUAAUCACAGAGGACUUCUGGACUGUCCUCGCAAUAAAGAAGCAGUCGGUAUGAUUCUGAAGAGGCUAAACGUACAACCAAAGGUAUAGUUACAACGUAUAGUCCACUUUGAGUUAUUUAGCACCGCACUUGCCCCUCGCCAUUUAAGAAUUUGUAAAAAAUGAUAAUACCCUUUUAGUGUAAGAACUGUUUGAAAAGACUGCCUGAAAUUUCCGCCUGUUUGGGUGGGAUGAAGUUUUGGCCUGCCUGGCGACAUAAAUUAAUUAAUAGACCAAUAAGAAAGGGAGUUUCAAACUUCUCUGCCAAUGACAGCUAGUUUUCAGUUUCCCCUCCCCGCUCAGACCACUCCCAGACAGUCCCAGGAAAAUUAUAUUCAGCUCAAUGUUUGAUUGAAUUGUAUAAGCACUUCUUUCAAUCAACUUGUGGAAAACAAAAUGACUAUUGAAGGGAUGCAAUGAAUUGUAUAUUGAUAUUGUAUUGAGUUUAACUGACAUGAGUUGAAUAUACUGAACAAUAAACAAUAACAACAAAAACAAUUGUAAAAGUAAUCAAAAAGUUUUCCCUGUUGAAUGUGUAUUGAUUGAAACCUGAAGUCAUCUGAAAUAAAAUCUUAGUAUGCUGA